AUGGGUUCAGUCACCCCAAACCUCCCGAACGGGCAAAUAAAGAUUGCUAUUGACCGGGGAGGAACCUUUACUGAUGUGUGGGCAAGCUCCCCAAACAAACCAGAUGUAGUUAUGAAGCUGCUCUCAGUCGAUCCUGGGAAUUACCAAGAUGCUCCUACUGAAGGCAUCAGACGAGUUCUAUCAAUGUACGGAGACGCCGAGAUUCCUAGGGGCAUACCACUCCCCAAGGAGAAUUUGGCCAUCGUACGAAUGGGUACGACUGUAGCAACAAAUGCUCUCUUGGAACGAAAAGGCAGGCGCCACGCGCUCCUUGUUACCAAAGGCUUCCGAGAUCUUUUAAGAAUCGGGUACCAAUCGCGUCCCAAGCUGUUCGACCUUAACAUCUCCAAACCAGAAGUUCUCUUCUCAGAAGUCCGGGAGAUUGAUGAGCGAGUGACCAUCGAAGGUUUUGAUGAGGACAUAGACGGAACCGUUAGGACCGACGUUAAUGAAAUCCCUGGAGUCUUGGUUCGCGGCUCAAGUGGCGAUCUGAUGCGGAUCUUGAAGCCUCUCGACGAAAUAUCCAUCCGUACCACACUUCAGGAACUACGACAGGGCGGUAUUGACACUGUCGCAGUCUGUUUUACCCACUCACAUAUUUUCGGUGAACACGAGCGGCGUGUUGGUAAGCUUGCUCAGGAAGCGGGAUUCAAUCAUGUGUCCCUCUCUUCUGCUGUUGCUGCGAAAAUGAUUAAAAUGAUUCCGCGAGGAAGCUCUGCAUCUGCAGAUGCUUAUCUCACUCCUGAGAUUAAGGAUUAUCUCCGAGGUUUUGUCAAGGGUUUUUCAGGGGGACACUUAGAUGAUGUCAAGUGUGAUUUUAUGCAGUCCGACGGUGGACUUGUUAAUCAUAAGGGUUUUAGCGGUCUAAAAGGGAUCUUGAGUGGACCUGCUGGUAAGCCUAUUCUGACCGUUAGACUCAAAACACCCAUCGUCGCUUUCGACAUGGGCGGGACUUCUACCGACGUUUCGAGAUUUGGUGGUGUCUUCGAACACGUAUUCGAGAGUACCACAGCAGGAGUAACAAUUCAGAGCCCCCAGCUAGAUAUCAACACUGUCGCUGCUGGGGGAGGGUCUAUCUUAACGUGGCGAAAUGGCCUCUUCACAGUCGGUCCAGAAAGUGCAUCGUCACAUCCAGGGCCGGCAUGCUAUCGGAAAGGCGGCCCAUUAACUGUAACCGAUGCCAAUCUAUUUCUCGGUCGCUUGAUUCCCGACCUCUUUCCCAAAAUCUUCGGGAAGAGCGAGAAAGAGGCUCUGGAUUCGACAAUCGUUUCAGAGAAAUUCAAACUGUUAACAGCUUCGAUCAAUGUAGCGACUCGGAAAUCUAUGAGUCCAGAGGAGAUUGCUUUCGGUUAUCUUGAUGUGGCCAACGAGGCCAUGUGUCGACCUAUCCGGUCCCUCACCGAGGGCAAAGGUUAUGAAAUCGGCAAGCAUCGUCUCGGCGUCUUCGGAGGUGCUGGUGGUCAACAUGCUUGUGAGAUUGCUGUGAAACUUGGAAUUCAAACAGUCGUCAUCCACAAGUACUCCAGUAUUCUCUCCGCUUAUGGUAUGGCGUUGGCAGAUGUUGUUCAUGAAGAACAAGAGCCAACCAACGAAGUGUACGGCAAGGAGUCAAAGAGCCGCCUCGAUCAACGUAUCGAGAGGCUGAGGGCGAACACAUCUGCGCAUCUUCUUAAGCAAGGCAUCCAACGGGAGGAGAUCUAUCAUGAGUGCUAUCUCAAUAUGAGAUACCAAGGCACCGAGACACCGGUGAUGGUCCUGAGGCCAGAUGAUGGCGAUUACGAGGCGGAAUUUCUCCGAACUCAUCUAAGAGAAUUUAGUUUCGUGUUCCCUACCGGCAAACCAAUCAUGGUCGACGAUGCGCGAGUGAGAGGUGUGGGAAGGAGUGGAACGAAUGACGGUGAUGGAAAACGUUUGGGUUACGAGUUGCAAAAUAUGAAAUUUUUCCCUGUACUUGAACAACAGGUUGAGAGAGAGACGAGGGCCUACUUCAAAUCUGGAGGCGAGCAGACGACCCCUGUUUAUAGGCUGGAGCGCCUCUCCGCUGGCACAUCGAUCAUGGGUCCCGCGAUGAUCAUCGAUAAUACGCAAACGCUGGUUAUUAUACCAGAUGCUGAAGCUCGAAUUCUCACGUCACAUGUUGUAAUUGAUAUCAAUGCCACAAAGGAGAAGGGUACAGGUGCCAGCCUAUGCGUGGAUGCCGGUCUAAUCGUCGAUCCCAUCCAGCUAUCCGUGUUUGGACAUCGCUUCAUGAGUAUCGCAGAGCAGAUGGGCAGGACACUUCAAAAGACCGCAGUUUCUCUGAACAUCAAGGAGCGCCUUGAUUUCUCUUGUGCCAUAUUCGGGCCUGAUGCUGGGCUUGUUGCUAAUGCACCGCAUAUUCCCGUCCAUCUCGGCUCCAUGAGCUAUGCCGUUCAGUAUCAGCACGAGCUGUACGGAGACUUGUUGAAGCCAGGCGAUGUUUUGUGCUCGAAUCACCCGGAGAGCGGAGGUACCCAUCUUCCUGAUAUUACCGUCAUCACCCCGGUGUUUGGACAGGAUCAAAACGUCGCAUUCUACGUUGCUGCCCGGGGGCAUCACACUGACAUCGGUGGGUAUAACGGAACCUCGAUGCCUCCGGACUCUAUAGAACUGUGGCAAGAAGGGGCGCAAAUGCGCUCGUUCAAGCUGAUCGAGAAUGAUCAUUUCGACGAGGAGGGUAUCAUCAAGGUUCUCCUCGAGCCUGGAAAAUACCCUGGCUGCAAUGGAAGCAGACGGCUACCGGAUAACAUUUCGGAUCUUAAAGCGCAGGUCGCAGCAAACAACAAGGGAGCCACUCUUAUCCGAGCGCUCAUGGGUGAGUAUACGCAAGAGGUUGUCCAGCUCUACAUGCGAGCCAUCCAAAACAACGCCGAACUCGCGGUGCGCGGCUACCUCCAGCACGCCCUCCAGACCCUCGGCCCUAAACUCCAAGCCAUCGACUUCAUGGACAACGGUUCGCCCAUACGCCUCAACAUCACCAUCUCCGAAAACGGCACUGCCGUGUUCGACUUCGCCGGCACCGGCUGCGAGAUGCUCAGCAAUCUCAACGCACCACCAGCCAUCACAUAUUCGGCGAUCAUCUACACCCUCCGCCUACUAAUUGGCGCCGACAUCCCCAUGAACCAAGGUUGUCUCGCUCCCAUCACCGUCAAACUCCCCUCAGGCACUUUCCUGAACCCCUCUGCCGGACCCGCCGUUUGCGCAGGGAACACGCAAACCUCCCAGCGUGUGGUGGACGUCAUAUUAAAAGCGUUCCGCGCAGCCGCCGCAUCGCAGGGCUGCAUGAACUGCCUAGGCUUCUUCGGCUCCGGCGGCGUCGACGCAGAUGGGAACCCACUCCCGGGCUCUGCGUUCGCGUUCGGAGAGACAAUUGCUGGAGGCAGUGGAGCUACGUCGAAGCAGCAUGGUGCAAGCGGAGUUGCUAUUCAUAUGACGAAUACGCGAAUUACGGAUCCCGAGAGCCUCGAAAAGAGAUAUCCGGUUAUCUUGAGGGAAUUCUGUAUCCGCGAAGGCAGUGGUGGGAGGGGUGUGCAUGACGGUGGUGAUGGUGUUGUGAGGGAUAUUGAGUGUCGGACGCCGUUGAAGUUUAGUGUUAUUACAGAGAGGAGGGUUAUUGCUCCGUAUGGUCUUGACGGUGGCCUCGAAGGCGAGCGAGGAGUAAAUUAUUGGGUCAAGAGGAAUCCGGAUGGUAGUGAGCGCUGGGUUAAUAUAGGACCUAAGAAUAUGGUGCAGAUGCAGGCUGGUGAUCGUUGUGUGAUACACACGCCAGGUGGUGGCGGAUGGGGAGUUCCUAGGAGCAGCACGUUAGCUACGGGAGCAAAGGGGGAAGCGAAGGCUGCUGCUAGGAUUGAGCACGUGCCUAGAGCAGCUGGAAGCCUUGCUGCGUUUGAGGAGGCGCAGGGUGGACAGCAUUAA
Messenger RNA from Venustampulla echinocandica, 3972 nucleotides. RefSeq lists its product as uncharacterized. Bases 1 to 3972 code for a protein of 1323 amino acids. Gene Ontology annotation, cellular component: cytosol. The transcript has 6 exons. Gene Ontology annotation, molecular function: 5-oxoprolinase (ATP-hydrolyzing) activity. Gene Ontology annotation, biological process: glutathione metabolic process. NCBI's taxonomy places the organism in Eukaryota, Fungi, Ascomycota, Leotiomycetes, Helotiales, Pleuroascaceae. The record is from RefSeq and is a predicted model, not a curated record.